AUGCCUUCUCGGAGCCAGUUCUCGAAGGGCGACCGCGUCGAGGCGCGGUUCCGCGGCCGCGAGAAGUACGCCCCGGGCAGGAUCGAGGCGACCCGGUUUACCGGGCUGCACCACCUCUACGACGUGACGUACGACGACGGCGUGCGGGAGAACCGCGUCGGCGAGGACCUCAUCCGCGCGCCGACCGUCGCCGCGCCGGCCGCCGCGCCGCGCCAGGAACGCGCCUACCUCGGCGACGCCGCGGUCUACACGCUCGACGACGGCAUCGCGCGCUGGAGCGUCGGGCGCCUGAAGCACUUCCUCGACGAGGCCAAGGUCCCGCACGGCGACGUCGUCGACAAGGCGGAGCUCGUCGCGCGCGCGCGGCGCGUCGUCGAGGACCGGCCGGAUCUCGCGCUCGAGCCCAUGCUGGCGGCGCUCGAGAGCGACACGAAGGAGCGGGAGGCGAAGAUCCGGGCGCGCGUCGCGGAGGAGAAGUGGCAGCACCUGGAGGACGAGUACAACGCGCUGAAGGCGCGCGUCGAGGAGGCAUUCGAGGCCAAGCUCGAGGCCGAGGUCCGCGCGCUCCGCGAGGAGGCGGAGGGCAAGGCGCGGAAGACGCGCGAGCGCGUCGCGCGCGAGGUCGCGGCGCGGCAGGUGCGGGAGAAGUUCGAGAAGAUCGCGCGGGAGAAGGCCGAGCGGGAGAGGGCCGAGCGGGAGAAGGCCGCCGCGCCGCCGCGAGCGGCGGGGGGGCUCCCGCCCGACUGGGAGGAGCAGCGCGACGCGAGCGGCCGGCCCUACUACGUCAACCACCGCACGCGGACGACGUCCUGGACGCGGCCCGGCGCCGCGCCGCCGGCGCCGCCGCGACCCGCGGCGGCGCCGCUGCCGCCCGGCUGGGAGGAGCAGCGCGACGCGACCGGCCGGCCCUACUACGUCAACCACCGCACGAAGACGACGUCGUGGACGCGGCCCGCGCCGGCCCCCGCGAGCCCGGCGGCGGCGCCGCUGCCCCCGGGCUGGGAGGAGCAGCGCGACGCGAGCGGCCGGCCCUACUACGUCAACCACCGAACGCAGACGACGUCCUGGACGCACCCGGCCGCGGCGAUGCGGUGGAAGGGGGGCGGCCCGUAG
Molecule: messenger RNA, 1113 nt
Organism: Aureococcus anophagefferens
Lineage: Eukaryota; Pelagophyceae; Pelagomonadales; Pelagomonadaceae
Exons: 1
Coding region: 1-1113 (370 amino acids)
Biological process (GO): positive regulation of transcription by RNA polymerase II; hippo signaling
Cellular component (GO): cytoplasm; nucleus
Molecular function (GO): transcription coactivator activity; protein binding
Source: RefSeq, a predicted model, not a curated record